Messenger RNA from Struthio camelus australis, 4390 nucleotides. It is a transcript of the gene RERG, whose product is annotated as RAS like estrogen regulated growth inhibitor. Gene Ontology annotation, molecular function: GTP binding; GTPase activity. The record is from RefSeq and is a predicted model, not a curated record. Lineage: Eukaryota; Metazoa; Chordata; Aves; Struthioniformes; Struthionidae.
GUAAUAUCUGCGCCUGGCUCCGCGGGUGCGGAGGGGAGGUUUGGGUUGCAGGCGGGAGGCAGCGGAGGGCUUUCCUCGGAGGGAGAUGCCGGUGACCCCCGUUAGAUGAAACCGCUCCUGAAACACUUGGCAUUUCUAACCGUUCGCGCAAGGCUCUGGAUUGACGUCACAAUGACACGGUGAAGCUGAAGACGGGAGCUAGGAACUGCUCUUCUGCCUCAGUUUUGAUAAGCUCAUGAAUUUGUCGACACUCCAUUCUUCCAGCAUGGCGAAGAGCGCAGAAGUGAAGCUGGCAAUCUUUGGUCGAGCUGGCGUGGGCAAAUCAGCUCUUGUUGUACGCUUCCUGACCAAACGGUUCAUCUGGGAGUAUGACCCGACACUAGAGUCUACGUAUCGUCACCAAGCUACCAUUGAUGAUGAAGUGGUUUCCAUGGAGAUACUAGACACAGCUGGUCAGGAGGAUGCUAUUCAGAAAGAAGGACAUGUCCGGUGGGGUGAAGGCUUUGUGCUGGUCUACGACAUCACGGACCGAGGCAGCUUUGAGGAAGUGCUGCCGCUUAAGAACUUGUUGGAUGAAGUUAAAAAACCAAAGAACGUCACUCUGAUCCUGGUGGGGAACAAAGCAGACCUGGAUCACUCCCGGCAGGUCAGCACAGAGGAAGGUGAAAAGCUGGCCACAGAACUAGCAUGUGCAUUUUAUGAGUGCUCUGCUUGCACAGGAGAAGGCAACAUUAUGGAGGCCUUCUAUGAGCUGUGUCGUGAGGUACGGCGUCGAAAGAUGGUGCAGGGCAAGACUCGGAGACGGAGCUCCACCACCCAUGUCAAGCAGGCUAUUAACAAGAUGCUUACAAAAAUCAGCAGCUAAAAAGAGCUGUACUAAGCCAGAGAAGCGUUAUAGAGCAUAUUAGCUUGGGGCAGGGAGGAAGCAAGCAGAACGCGUUUUACUAAAGGAUGGUCAAAGCUUUGCUAUUAAAAAAAUAGAAAAGACAAACCACACCACUGUCCUUUUUGAGUAACAUGGGUCAGCCUUUUUCCUGUUUCAAAAUGUAUUUAGCCACACUGCUUCCGGCUAACAUUAAAAAAACAAAACAAAACAAAAUCCAAAGGACUAGAUGAUUGUGGGGAUUGGCACUGACAGAACAUCUUCUGCUUCUACAAUGCUGGCUCCAAUUCCCCCAAGAUAGUAGUGCCUAAACACCAUUUCCAGCCAGCCAGCUACACAGUAGCCAUUGGGGAGUAAGACUCAGUUCUCAGUCCAGCAACAACCAUCACAACUGGUAUUCUCAAGGACUGAAUACACUUAGAAGCUGCUGUGUUGUAUCAGAAGAUUCAUCUGACACCUUUCACCAGCUCUAGAGUGGUGCAUUGUGUGCUUUUACUCCAAACUCUCCUUGCUUGUGGUAUUUUGUCAAAUCUGAGUGCCAGUGUAUGCAAGGUAUGCAAAAAAUAUAGAAAAGGUCUUUUUUAGACCCUAGAGUGUUUAGCCAGCAGGACACACAUUUGAAUAGGUCUGAACUUCAGUUGCUUUUCCAUAUCCUCUGAAACUAUCAGCUGGUCCAGUGGCAUUUCAGCAUUUUCCCCUCAAAGUGCAGUACUGCACUUGGGGGAACUGGAGUGUAUGUGCUGGGAAAUCAAACUAAACAGAUAACCAUAUUACUAUUGAUUUAGUUAUGGGUAGUUUAUAGCUUUUGUUUACAUUUUUGCUUUUGGUCUUACUUCAAUUCAAGUAGUUCCUCCUACUCUGUCUUUUACUGAAAAAGAAUUGAAACCACGGUAAAGGCAAGUAUUUAAAGUCCCAAAUGUAAAAAAGAUGGCAAUGGCCUUUACUGUAUCACAAGGCCAUAACUUCCAGCUGUUCAAACUUCCAGAUGUUGUUUGAAGCAAUCUGUGGUUUAAACCAGCACAGGGUUUUGUAAGUUUAUUUGGCACAUUCAAAUGAAAGUGUAUUUUAUCAGGUUUUGGUGCCUGAGAUGCAAAGCAUCCCGUUUUUUCUCCUCCUCCUCCUCCCUUGUGGCUCUUGUUUUAAGCCAGCUGUCAGGUUGUCCCUCAUGUCCUCGUGCCCACUUGGCUCGUUGACUGUAGUAUUGAGGCCUUCCUCGAGAAGAAGUAAUAGAUGCAAGAACCAGGACUGGGGAGACUUUCAGGUUAUGUCUCUUACCAGUAACGUUGGAAACCUUUAGGCAUCUCGGUGUGGCAUCAUGUGGAACCAUAACCAAAGGGUAGGAUGACACAUGGGGAUAUUAAUGGUAUUUUCCUUUGAAAAGCAGCUCUCAUAGCAAACCACUCACAACUGUUCUCCACUGCUUUGCACUUUGUAUGGUCAAUUUGCCUCUGUGAGGAAAGAAUGCCAAAAUUCUAUCAAAUACAAUUUGCCACAGAUGUAGGAGAGUGAGGAUACUUGAUUGCAUAGCGCUGUAUGCAGUUAUAGUAAGCCACAUAAAUGGUGGAACAGACUGGAUAAUCAAGCCUGCAUAUCCCUGUGAACAGAGAAAAGUUCUAACUUAGGUCUUCUCAACAGGAGGGACUUAAAGGUACUUCACUGAAGUAAAUUUCUUUAAACCAUUCUCUCACCCACAUCCCUAACCCAAUCAACAUUAAAGGACAUGACUUUCAAAUGUAUGUUUUAUUUGGGCUGCUAUUUAUUUUCUCUGUUUACCUCAGUCUAGAUAGUGAAAAUUCAUUCGCUCUUUUGGAAUCAGUGUCUGUGUUUUGGCCCCCGUAUUCAGGUAUGCUGCUGUACAUCAGCUACAGACACUGCAGUGGAAACCUCACUGUAUUGUUCUGGGUAGGAGGUUCUGGCAACAGAUGAAAUGUCACCAUCUCUGACACAUCUGUUCCCAAACUAUUGGUCACCUCUAACUUCUGUAAAAAGUCAGAUUUUGCCUUGUUAGUCCUGUUAGUAAUGCGGAAUCAAUACAAGUGUGAGAGAAUGAGCUAGUGCCUAUUAAUGCACCAAAAGUCAUUAGCUGAAGGCCUGAACUUGCAGUCACCUAUGUUAUAACAUCAGGAGCGACUGUGAGAGUUUGUUGAGGCACUAAGUCAUUCUGUUAUCUUUAAAAUCGGUGAUGUUGCUCAAAUCUGAAGCAAAAAAAAUCUUUACCUGUAAAUCCCAGAGCGGCAUACCUGACGAUGUAAGUCCUUAUGUCGGUAUUCUAAGCAACUGAUUUAUCUCUCUCUCUAGAACAACUAUUUUUUUCUCUAAAAUUCUGCCUUGAUUUUCAGAGUAGAGCUGCAUUUAAAAUACAAAAAAGUAAUAUAUGAAUUACAACAGAAAAUAAAUUAAUCAUAUUCAUACUGGGAGAGCUGAAAGGAAAGAGAAGCUCAGUUAUGGCCCUAAUAUUUUCCAAAAGAAUCUCAGCAAGUUACAUCUUUGCUUACACUAUCCGGUAUGGGGAAGUUAUAAAAUCCUGGUGAAAGAAAAUGUUCCACUGUGCAAACAUGACUUGUUACAUAAAGAACCUCUCAUAAAAAUAGUAACAUUCCUUUGCAAAGACUGAAUUUGGAAACUGCCGAAUAUGAUAAACAUUCAGGCAAAAAGGAGGCUUCUAUUUUGUGACCCUUCCUCCCGCACAAACACAGAUUUCUUUACUUAAUUGUUCAUUAAUUUUUUUUCCUCUGUGUAAUGGGCUGCUUGUCAAGUCAGUUAUAAUAUAGUAUAUUAUAAUUUGUUGAUGCAUACUACAUAGUAUUAAAUGCAAUCUAAUUUACUGUUGCUCACCAUGUUGCAAAAUAUUAUUAGCUAUGCUAUAAAAAUGUCCUAUUUCUACAAUGUACAAAUUGAGCCAAAAUGUGCUGAAGCAUUGAAAAGGCCAAAUGCAACAUAAACCCAAAUUAAGUAGCCUUUGCACAGCAGACAUGAACAGUUUAAAUUCUGUUUCUACUACUGCUAUUUAAAUGUACGCAUAUGACACACUAGUAUUAAAUUCCUCUCUUCUACCCUUUUUCAUUUGUGUGGAUAAAGGAUGAGAACAAAGAGAAAUAAAAAGGGGGAAGAAAGGUGAGGUGGACGCUUGUUUUCUACAACAAGUUGAUUGCCAUUUAUGAAGUUUUUAAAUAUUUAUCUUCAAUUGAUGAAGAGUUAGUCACGCCCAUGCUGCAAGACCUGGAUCAGGAACCAAAACUUCCCUAGAACUUUGAGAAUCUUCAUAUCUCGGGGUUCAGUGCAACUAAUGAUGGAAGUGAGGGUCAGCCAUUAAGUCUGCACUUGGAUCCAGACAAGUUGUCCCCAAACCUGGGGAUAGUUGCAUCUGGCAGUUUGCUACAAGGCUAUUUGUUUUUUAUAUAUAUAACUAUGUAUGCAUUUUUACAUUAAAAAAUAUGAAAGCUUGUGCUUGUAGAUAAUAUAUAAGAAAAUAUAAAAAUAAAGAUAAAAAUUAGUGCUAUCUGUACU